GCAAAACAUUGCAAUUUGGGAUUUUCGUCCUAAAAAAACCCUAAAUCUUCAAAUUCAUUUCUAUAUUCUCAUCGCGACGAACGAAACCACCAACCUACUCCGUCCUCCGCCGAACCGUUCGUCUCAACUUCGUUAUGCUGCCGCCUUUGGUUCUGUAGCAGUCUCGCGUAUCACCUUGCUGCACCACCAGCUCUUCUUUUUCGCGUCUCACAUUGCUCUGCCGCUCACCGUCACCGAUUUGCUUUGAGUUCGGUAACAGCUAGGCCCAGACAUUUGAGGAGAAUAUUCUUAUUGUAUUUCGACUAUCAAACGCAUACAUCAUCACUUCACUUUAUCUUCAUUCGUUUCCUUUUUUGCAAAUCAUCUUCAAUAUUCAGAGAGAUGAUCCCACAACAAGAAUCAGAGUUUGAUAUUGGUUAUCUCAAACCAUAUUACGGAAAGCUGUUUCCUUAUGCUGAUAUGUUUAAAUGGAUGUCUUACGGCCACGAUGGGAAACAUCCUGGUUGUGAUCAGUCCUACUUUGGAAGGAGGGAAUUUUCCUUCACUCUGAAAGGUGAUUUUUAUCUGCGCUUCCAAUCCUUCAACAGUGCACUUGAGCUUGAAAACUCCAUCAAAGAAAAAUGCCCUUUAAAGAUUGACAUUGGACCUGUCUACACAGUCGAUCCUGCAAAAAGGCAUGCCUAUGCACAGGGUGAUAAUAAAGUCUUCACUCCAGUUGAGAGGGAGUUGAUUUUUGAUAUAGAUAUGACAGAUUAUGAUGAUGUCAGAUACUGCUGCAAGGGUGCUGAUGUUUGCUUGGAUUGCUGGCCAUUGAUGACCAUAGCCAUCAAAGUGAUUGAUGCUUCCUUAAGAGAUGACUUUGGUUUUAAGCACAUACUCUGGGUCUAUAGUGGACGCAGAGGUGUUCAUUGUUGGGUGUGUGAUGGGAAGGCAAGAAGGUUGACUAAUGAGCAAAGAGCUUCUAUUGCUGACUAUUUUCGUGUUUACAAGGGCAAUGAAAAUAGUCAUAAGAAGGUUUCCUUGAUGGGUGCUGCUCUUCAUCCUUUCUUGGCGACAUCAUACACCAACGUUCUCAAGGACUAUUUUGAGAAAAUAUUGCUUACAAAUCAAAACUUACUUGCUACUGAGGAGAGAUAUGAGAAGAUCCUAAGCAUGAUUCCUGAUGAAUCUAUUGCUUCUGAACUUAGGGGAAGAUGGCAAGAUAACAAUAGGAGGUCCUCUAGUGCAAAAGAAGAUAUUAAUGUUGUGCGAUGGGAACAGUGCAAGCAGCUGCUGCAAUCUGGAAAACAUAAGGCACAAGGGUUGCGUAGAUGCGUUGAAGAGAUUGUGUUCUUCUUUACUUACCCCAGGCUAGAUAUGGAGGUUUCAAAACAUAUGAAUCAUUUGCUUAAAGCACCAUUCUGUGUACAUCCAAAAACAGGUCGUGUCUGUGUCCCUAUUGACCCAAAUCGGUGUGACGAGUUUGAUCCCACUACAGUACCUACCCUUUUUCAGCUUCUAGAAGAGCUUAAUAAUGAAGGCUUGAGAGCUGAUGUUAAUGGUGAAUGGAGUGGAACUUCACUUGGAAGUGCCGUCACACUUUUCAGAUCAUCAUUCUUAGAACCUUUGCUAAAAGCCUGCAAGGAGGAGAUAGAAAGGUCCUAUAGUUUAAAGUUGCAGCAGUCAAAGAACUCCAUAGGUUGGUAGUGCAAUGUAUUCUUGAUUGGUCAUGUAGAGCUUGAGAUCAAAUGGGGUCACAAACAUUUGCAGGUUGCUCAUCUAAAAGAUAAAAUGUUUGUAGUAUUAUUUACUUGUAAAGAGGCCCUUUGCCUCCCCUUUGUAUUUUUCUAGAAUCUAGAAUCUCUGAUUUGUUUCUUGUGAGUGUAAGGCAGUUGAAUUUCAGUCUAUGUUGUAUAUAAGUUGGAUGAAAAGCUUCUUAGGUGCUCCUAUUUAUCUAUAUGAUAUUUUACACUAUUGUACCAUAUUGUUUUUAUUCCAUGAGAGAAUUAAGUAUCA
Messenger RNA from Trifolium pratense (red clover), 1995 nucleotides. Its product is annotated as DNA primase small subunit. NCBI's taxonomy places the organism in Eukaryota, Viridiplantae, Streptophyta, Magnoliopsida, Fabales, Fabaceae. Gene Ontology annotation, biological process: DNA replication, synthesis of primer. The record is from RefSeq and is a predicted model, not a curated record. Gene Ontology annotation, cellular component: alpha DNA polymerase:primase complex. Bases 382 to 1686 code for a protein of 434 amino acids. The transcript has 17 exons.